AUGUUUUUUCGCAUAAUAGCAUUUGUCUUUGCUCAUGCUUGCUUCAAAUCCCAACAGGGCAUCGACUGGAAGUGCACCCGUUACAUGAUCGGCGAGAUUCAAUAUGGCGGCCGAGUGACGGACGAUUUCGACUCGAGACUUCUCAUCACUUUGACGCGGGCCUACUUCCAAGAGAUGAUGUUCUCUCCAGACUUUGAGAUCUUUACUAACUAUCCGAUACCCCGACUUCAACAGGUCUCUGACUACCUUAACUUUAUCGCAAAUGACCUGCCAGCUCGCGAUGCACCUGAAGUCUUCGGUUUGCAUUCCAAUGCUGAAAUCACCUACUCCACACAGACGACCUGCUACAUUCUGUCCACAAUAGUGUCAAUUCAGCCGAAAGACUCUUCUGAUCAGGCCAGUGAUGGUGAUCCGGCCGGAUCAGGACAGGCCAAUGAAGCCGGUGCUGCGGCAAGUGAGCCUCACAGCGCCGGUGCUGCCAACAGCAGUGGAGUGGAGACUCGAGAGGCUGUAGUUCAUCGACUCUGCACUGACAUGCUUUCCAAAUUGCCAUCGCUCUACAAUCCCUUCCGGACGGCCGAGCAACUCGAGGCUCUGGGCAACUUGAAACCGAUGACCAUAUUUCUGCGACAAGAGGUGGAACGCAUCAACAAAGUGCUCCAAAUGGUGCUAGAAACAGUCACUGAUCUGAGGCUUGCAAUAGACGGCACGGUCGUGAUGAAUGAAAUGCUACGAGACGCUUUAGACUGUAUCUACGACGCUAGAGUGCCUGGCUUGUGGAUGAAGGUGAACAGAUUACAUAUGCUUGCACAUACUUUACAUUUUCUCAAACUCCAAACCCCUGCCCUGAAAGCUAAAAGCUCGGCCAAAACUCCCACUAGAAGCUAG
Protopolystoma xenopodis is the source of this 888-nucleotide messenger RNA. Lineage: Eukaryota; Metazoa; Platyhelminthes; Monogenea; Polystomatidea; Polystomatidae. The record is from the annotation of a GenBank genome assembly.